Sungouiella intermedia is the source of this 495-nucleotide messenger RNA. The record is from the annotation of a GenBank genome assembly. Lineage: Eukaryota; Fungi; Ascomycota; Pichiomycetes; Serinales; Metschnikowiaceae.
AUGACUCAGAAACGCUACAAGUACACCCUCGGGUUCAUUCGCUCGGAAUCAGACCAUGUGCUUUUUCUCAAUCGACAGAAGGCUCCAUGGAUGGGCCGCUGGAACGGUGUGGGUGGAAAACUCGACGAAAAUGAGUCUCCUUACGAUUGCAUAGUCAGAGAGACCUUUGAAGAAACGGGCCUUCACAUUCCUCAGUAUGAAGAUCGUGGCGUCCUCCGCUGGAUUAGAGACGACAUAGAUUUGGGUGGUGUUCACCUUUUCACUGCACAAGUGUCAGAUCAGGAUAUGGCCGCCUAUAAGACACCCAGAGUUCAUUGCCAUGAAGGUAUCUUGGACUGGAAGAAGAUGGAUUGGCUCAUACACGAGGAGAACACGGGUGUAGUGGACAAUGUCAAGAUCAUUUUGAAAGAUUUGUUCAGGGCCACCCCCGAUUCCUUGUGGGUUUCUACGUACGAGGGAAAGAAGCUAGUUAGUUGUACUUACAACAAAUCAUAG